Molecule: messenger RNA, 2831 nt
Organism: Penaeus monodon (black tiger shrimp)
Lineage: Eukaryota; Metazoa; Arthropoda; Malacostraca; Decapoda; Penaeidae
Exons: 2
Coding region: 232-2271 (679 amino acids)
Source: RefSeq, a predicted model, not a curated record
UACUAGUGCAAAGUUGCUGAACUGAAGUGAGAAGAAUAUGGAAAGAUAAUGGUGGUGCCAAAGAGUCUACAGAAUAUUUUGUGCUUGUGAAGUGAACAUUGUGUCUCAAAUGGUUUCGUAGUACAAAGUACUGUGAUCCUACAAAAUCAUGAUACUGAUCUCAAACCAUAGAUAACAUAAUCUGUGCUACUGUGGAUUUCUCAUCAUUUCUGUAUCCAUAUAAAUUCCAAAAUGGCCUCCUGGUUGCUCACUGCUAACCUGGAAACUGCUAAACCGCAGAUGAUGCCCCCUCCAUCAGCUUUCGCUUUUCCAUAUGGCCAGUCUGAAGAGUGUGAGGGAGUGGAGAGUUCUGCAGCUAGUGGGACGAGUGGGUUAGGCCUCGGCUCAGAUGAAACAGGCGGAAACAUGGUUUACAACACCUCCAACCCAACACAGCCGAAAAGAAAAAGUAAGUAUAUCGAGAAGAAGAAAGGAACUCUGCACAAACGAAGGAAACAGAUUAAUAAAAUCUUGAAGACUAUACAAGAUCAGCAGAAAAGGAAGAUGUUGCUGCAGGAGAGACAAACCAUUGUAAAGGAACUAAAAAGACUGACAGAAUUAGAAUUUACAGGUCCUCAGGUACCACCACAUAGCCCACCUGUUGACAGUGCUUCUGCCUGUAGUGACCAUUCCCACAAAGAAAACAAGGUGAAAGGCAGUGAUACUUCUAACACACAACCAGUGACUGAUCCCUCAUCCAAUGCACAAUCAACCACAGGAAAUGCAAGUCCAUGUAAAGUGAAGAGUAAAAGAUCUCUCAGACGGCGUAGGAGAGAAGUGUAUGAACUGCUGAAUAACAGCCUUCUGACAAGGAAGAGAAAAACUGAGCUAGAACAGGAACUCGUUGAUAUAAAUAGUGUAUUAAAGAAACCUAGAAAGACAGUCUUUGAUGAAUUUGAUUUUCAGUAUGCUGAGCAAUUAUUUGGCAAUACUGAAGAAGAGCAGAAUCAUGAUGUGGACCAAUAUAUACCAAAUCCAGAAGAAACUGUGAAGUCACUGCACAAUAACAAUAUUUUUGAAUUUAAAAGGACUAGUAAGCAGACAGCCAAAUGGAAUAAUAACCCAGAUGCCUUUCCACAACUACGAGACCAAGAAGCUAGUGGAUCACACUUGGGAGAGGCUUAUAAGGAGUCAUUUAGAGAUUAUUUUAAUGGCAAUCCUGCAUAUGCAGAUCACUAUGAUAAUUCCUUUGGUGAAGGGCAGCCACAUGAAACCCAUGAAGAGCAUUUUGAGCCUAGACUUAAUCCAGGUUCUCAACUCAUUAAUGAGAUUUUGGCAGAUGAUUGUAAAAGGCAUAUAGAAAGAAUAGGAAUCCUGAUAAGUGAUACAGAUGGUCAGAUGUCAGUGAUACCAAGACAACAUCAGAGGGAAAGGUCACCAGAUCUUCCUUUAAGAGAGAGAUCACCAGGUCCUCCCAACAGAGAAAGGCCUCCAGACUUCUACAGGGAAGAGUCACCAGCCCCUUCCUAUAGAGAAGGAUCAUCAGACUACCCUUACAGAGAAAGGUCUCCUGUUCAUUCUUAUAGAGGGAGGUCACCUUGUUCUUCUUAUAGAGAAGGAUCACCAUGUCCUUCCUACAGAGAAAGGUCUCCAGACCCCCCUUACCAAGAAGGGUUACCACCCCCCUCCUAUAGAGAAAGGUCACCCUACCAUGCAGAUAGGGAAGUGUCACCAGGCCCUUCAUAUGAAGAAAGAGAAAUGUCUCCCUACCCAGCAUACAGAGAAAGGUUCCCAGACCUUUCAUACAGGAGUAUGUCAGACAGAGGUUCACAUUCACGAGAUGCUUCCCAGGAGCCAGCACCCACGUCAAGGUUCCGUAGGUUUUCUGGGCAUAUGGCAGAUGCUCAUGAAAAUUUCCAGGGUGCUUACUCUCCAAGAAUGGAGGAUCAUUCUCCCUUUCGCAGUCAUGGAGAACCCGACCGGUAUAUGUCAGAGGCUCGAAGGAAGGAAGAAGAGCAACGUGAGGAAGAUUUACGCAUACACUUGUUGCGUCUCCGAGAACAGAAAGUGGAGAGGAGGUUGAAGGUUCUUGAGCAAGAAACCAAAGAGACAGAAAACAGGCUUCGGAGGUUGCAAGAAAGGAGACUGUCAGAAGAGUUGGAUGACUUCUUGAGGGAGCAGAGCAAGUAUUGGAAGAAAGAAGACAUGGAUAUAGAAAGAGACAAUUUUUCACCACAACAUGGUAAUGAACGCAUCAGACAUGGUCGUAGAAAUCAUCAGAUUUACUUUUAGGCCAUAGAGAAGCAUUGUCUGUGUCAGAGGUAACUCAAUGCAUCAGAAUUAUUACACAGCUAAAGCAAAGAGUUGAUGCACUCUAAAAUAUUAAUUCUAUAUUUUUUUUGUGCUGAAAGUUUGUAUAUUCUUCUUUUACUUUUUAUAUUCCAAGAAAAGUGAUCAAUUUAAAGUACAAUUUAGUUGUUCCAAAAAAGACAUGAUAUUAAGGGUUGUUAAGGGGACCAUCCCAUGUUGAGAGAGACAUUCAGGUUGGGUGAAUAAUCAUUAAGUUUCAGACAGGCUUUGAAAACUGUCUAAGAAAUUAUCCGCAAUAAUAUAAGAAGCUUCAAAUUAAGAUCAAGUUCAACAACAAAUAUAUAAACACUGAGAAAUGAGCUUGUUAGCUUUCAGAAAUUAAGUAAACUUAUCAUGGAAAAAGAUAGGCAGGAAAUCUUUAUAAAUGCUGUAAGCUCUCUACCACUUUAGAUUUUAGUUGUAAUAAUGGAGAAGCCAUCAAAACCUGAGCUUGGUUUGUUAUUGGUUCUGAAAUAUGUCUUCCAUCUAAUUUGAUCAAUUUU